Messenger RNA from Morchella sextelata, 1011 nucleotides. RefSeq lists its product as uncharacterized. The coding region runs from base 1 to 1011 and encodes 336 amino acids. Gene Ontology annotation, molecular function: iron ion transmembrane transporter activity; manganese ion transmembrane transporter activity. NCBI's taxonomy places the organism in Eukaryota, Fungi, Ascomycota, Pezizomycetes, Pezizales, Morchellaceae. Gene Ontology annotation, cellular component: fungal-type vacuole membrane. The transcript has a single exon. The record is from RefSeq and is a predicted model, not a curated record. Gene Ontology annotation, biological process: intracellular manganese ion homeostasis.
AUGGUCCUCGUCUACCUCAAGAACCUCCUCUUCCGCUCCCAAAAGCCCUCCCGCCACGCGCACGAAACACCGCCCCUCCUCCCCACCACCGACCACCCCAAACACUACGGCAGCAGCACCUGCGACACCACCACCACCACCACCCCCUCCUCCUGCCGCCACCCCUCCUGCCCGCGCCGCACCUCCCAGAAAUCCCUCUCACCCUCACCCCCAAACACCAGCACCAGCACCAGCACCAGCACCAGCACCAGCACCUCCUCCUCCUCCACCCCGUCCAAAAAACCCUACAUCGACCCCCGCGUCCUCUCCGACCUGACCAUCGGCCUCUCCGACGGCCUCACCGUCCCCUUCGCGCUCACCGCCGGCCUCUCGGCCUUCAACGACACGACCGUGGUCCUCUACGGCGGCCUCGCCGAGCUCAUCGCCGGCAGCAUCUCCAUGGGCCUCGGCGGCUGGCUCGCCGGCCGCGGCGAAGCCGCCUUCCACACCAACACGCUCGCCGCCACGCGCAGCCUCGUGCGCACCAGCCCGGAGGCCGUGCGCCCGCUGCUGGCGGGCGUGUUUCGGCCGUACGGCGUUGCCGAGGAGGCGCUGGAGCGCGUGGUGGAGGGCUUGCUGGCGGGCGAGGAGGAGGCGCUGGUGGCCUUUGUGAUGCAGUUUCAUUACAAUUUGCCGGCCGUGGAGGAGGUGGGGAGGAGGACGCCGGUGUCGAGCGCGGCGACGAUCGCGGCGGGGUAUUUUUUUGGCGGGUUUGUGCCGUUGGUGCCGUAUGUGUUUGUGGGGAGGGGGGAUGUGUUGGUGGGGCUGCGGUGGAGCGUGAUUGUGAUGGUGGUGUGUUUGUUUGUGUUUGGGGGCGGGAAGACGGUGCUGGUGGAUGCGGCGGAGGAGGGCAAGAAGAAGAAGAAGAACUGGGGGAGCAUCGUGAGGGGGGGGAUUGAGAUGGUGCUUGUGGGCGGGGUGGCGGCGGCGGCGGCGAUGGGCAUUGUGAGGGCGCUGGGCGGGCUGUCCUGA